GUUUAGAACAGAAGCUGAAUAUAUGUGUUAAACAUUGUCGCCAUGUUUAGCUACCAACCAACAUACACUAUUACAGUCCGUAUGAAAAAUUUAAAGAAGUUCAAUUAACUAUUAAAACUUGAAAAUCAUCAUGGAUUGAUAUUUGUAAGGAAUUAGGAGUUAUUAGUGAAUUAUUGUGUUUUUCGUUAAUUCAGAUAAAAUGAUCGUCAAUUUAUGGAUGACUAUGUGAACAAAGAUUUGGCUGGAAAAAAUGGCUACCGGUUACCUAACAUGUAUAUGUUGUUGUGUUCUGAUAUUCUCAAAAGCUAAAGCAGAGAACUAUACAGGUUGUGGAGGCUACUUUAAUGGCAGGGAAACAAGUACCUGGAAUCAAGAACUUUCAGGAAAUAUCACAUCGCCUGGUUACCCUAGCAACUAUGCCAGUCGAUCACACUGUGUCUGGAUGUGGGAGGCUGAAAGGGAUUACCAUGUCAACUUAACAAUACAUACAAUCUCCAUGGCAACCGUUGGUGAUACGGGUGGGACAUGUAACGAUUAUGUAGAGGUUAGAAAUGGAUCAUCGACUUCCACACUGCUAUAUCAUUCGUGCAAUAAUCAAAAUUCUUCUGAAUAUCUAAUAUCGUCUAACGAUAAAUACCUGUGGAUGAAAUUCUAUAGCUCAAGCGCAAGCCCAGGGGGUGCUGGAUUUAGAGCUUCCUGGGAGAUGUAUCCCCGGACUACUUUAUCUAUACUUUUGCUACCAAGGCCUUACAAAGAUUGUCCCUCUUUUCGCUGGGGUUGUGCUAAUAAAGAGUGUGUGCCAGUCUCUUACAUUUGUGAUGGCUACAAUGACUGCGGUUGUGGACAAAGUCAUUGUGAUGAGGUUGAUUGUAACAUCCCAUUUCCUUUAACUACUGGGGCAGGGUUUGGAAUCGGAAUAGGAUCAGGAGCAUUUAUAUUCCUCGUCAUAUUCAUUGCUGCAUCACUUUGGGAAUAUCGUGUGUGCUGUCCUAAAAAGGAGGUUGUUAUUGUUGAAAAACCAAAAGUUGGUUUCAUGGAUAUGUUCCCUAUGGGAGUUGGGGCAGGUGGAGGUACAGGGAAUUUUCUGGAAAAGAUACGAGCACAGGUUGCUCUCGAAGAAGCCCAAGAAGAGGCCGAAGCUGAGGAAGCUGCUGGAAAUGCCAAGCCUGCUCUGGAGGCACUUGGCAAGGCUGGUAUAACAAUAAUCUCUGAGCCAACGGAAGACUCCCUCCUCAGUGAGAAAAAUAGUGUGAGAAAAGACUCCAAAGAUUUAACUAAAUCAGACAAAAAUACAGACUCUAAAAACACAAAUAACAAAGAAGAUUCUCAGAAAAAUUUGGAUCCCAAAUCAGAGACUAAUGAUUCAUCAAAACCUGACACUCUUCACAAAUCUCCAUCUAAGUUAAAAUUAGUAGAAAACAAAGUUGAACCGAUACAAGGUGAUUCAAAGAAAAAAACCAAAGAUACACCAUUGGAUAAAAACAAGACUAAAGGCAAUACUGAUAAGAAUGCCAAGGGUUCUACUGGUAACACUGAUUCCAAAGCAGAUGCUGCAAGGCAACAGACAUCUAAAGUGCUGUUAACACCAAUUAACAAUGCACCCGCUGUCAUAGAAACAUCUGAUUGUGAUACUGAGGAAUUUGAGCUUCCAAAGGAAAAGGAAACUCCAGUUCAAGCCAAAUCUAAAAGUAUUAAACCUGAGAAGGACUUAAAGGUUGCCCCUGAAAAAGACUCUGAAUUGAAUAGAAAUGGCUCAUUUAGCUCCAUGGGAUCAGAUAAGAAUAAAUCUCGAUCACCUUCUCCCCCUAAAGCAGUUUGGUCAACACAAGAAAAGAACAGACCAGGACAUUUGCCAAGUAGAAACAGUGCCAAAUCUUUGGUUGAUACAGCAGCAGUAUCAGAAGAGAGUCCUGAACAAACUCCACCUUCUAACAGUACAUUAGCCCCCAGCCCUAAAGUUACAACUAACACUGGACACAAAUAACCAUCUGAACCUUUGUGAGAAAAAAUGUCAUUUUCAUAUGAUCCAUCAUUGUACAUUAUGAUUAUUAUGCAUUGGGAAAACAGUUAUUAAAGUUGAUCCUUUGGUAUAAAAUACAUUCCAGUAUAAUGCUUAUUGGUAUAUAAAUGUACUCAUUCUUAUCACCAUUUGAUAAAGGGAUGAAUAUCAAAUUUGGUGACCAAAUGAAUAGCUUUGGGUCAUGUCAGGAAAGUUAAGGAAUGGAUGUUUGGAUAUCUCUACAUUCUACAGAAAAAUAAAUGAAUUCAGAUAUGUUCCAAUUCUAGUGCAUGUUAUACAACUUCUCUAUACUUAUAAAAUCUCCCCCUUUAAUAAACUUUUGAAUUGAUAUUUCAAUAAUUAAAGGAUGAUCCUAUGAUUUUGAGGA
Molecule: messenger RNA, 2387 nt
Organism: Owenia fusiformis
Lineage: Eukaryota; Metazoa; Annelida; Polychaeta; Sabellida; Oweniidae
Source: the annotation of a GenBank genome assembly